This is a messenger RNA of Trifolium pratense (red clover), 1519 nucleotides long. RefSeq names its product protein PMR5-like. NCBI's taxonomy places the organism in Eukaryota, Viridiplantae, Streptophyta, Magnoliopsida, Fabales, Fabaceae. Bases 181 to 1383 code for a protein of 400 amino acids. The record is from RefSeq and is a predicted model, not a curated record. Gene Ontology annotation, cellular component: Golgi apparatus. Gene Ontology annotation, molecular function: O-acetyltransferase activity. The transcript is spliced from 5 exons.
GUGACCACGUUCAUCCACCUUCACAUGCACACAACAACAAAAAAAGAAUCAUCUUUUCUCUUCCCACAAACAAUUUCUAUACCUUUCCUCUCAAAAAAGUUACCUCUUUUUGUUCUCUUUAUAUAUUAAUUAAUUCCAUUUGGUUUUUCAUUUUCCCUUUCUUAGAACUAUUCACUAUCAAUGGCACUUCUUUGCUCUCAAACUUCUUGUUCUGUUUUUGCUUCAUUUUUCUUACUUUUUUUCCUACUUUCUCUUCAAUGCCAAAAGGGUACUUCUUUUCAUCAUCAUCAUCAUCAUCAUCAUCACCAUGAACGAGUUCAUCAUCAAAAACCCAUUUUGAAAGCAAAUAACAAUCAAAGCACUUGUGCAUUGUUUGUUGGAAGUUGGGUUUAUGAUGAAAGUUACCCUUUUUAUGAAUCUUCUAGCUGUGAAAUUAUAGACCCAGAAUUCAAUUGUCAAAUGUAUGGUCGACCCGAUUCUGAUUACCUUAGAUACCGUUGGAAACCCCUUAAUUGUGAGCUUCCAAGGUUUAAUGGAGUUGAAUUUCUGUUGAAGAUGAAGGGUAAAACUGUAAUGUUUGUAGGUGAUUCACUUGGAAGGAAUCAAUGGCAGUCUUUGAUUUGUAUGCUAUCUGCUGCAGCACCUCAUGCUCAGACACAAUUAGUCAGUGGAGAUCCUCUCUCCAUUUUCACAUUCUUGGACUAUGGUGUGAACAUUUCAUUUCAUAGAGCUCCAUAUUUGGUUGAUGUGGAUGUGAUCCAAGGGAAGAGAAUUUUGAGACUUGAAGAGGUAGAUAAGAAUGGUGACACAUGGAAGAAUGUUGAUGUGUUGUUGUUCAACACAGGACAUUGGUGGAGUCAUCAAGGAUCACUUCAAGGAUGGGAUUAUGUAGAAUUAGGAGGGAAAUUUUACCCUGACAUGGAUAGAAUGGCAGCUUUGGAAAGAGGUAUGAAAACAUGGGCUAAUUGGGUGGAUACCAAUAUUGACAGAAGUAGAACCCAAGUGUUAUUCCAAGCAAUUUCUCCAACACACUACAACGAAAACGAAUGGAAUGCAGCUGUUGGUAUGACAACAAAGAAUUGCUAUGGUGAAACGGCACCAAUCAGCGGAACAACAACAAACCUUGGAGGAGGAGCAACAUACACUGAUCAACAGAUGAGAAUAGUAGAUAUGGUGAUUCGAGAAAUGCGCGAUCCUGCAUAUGUUCUUGAUGUUACAAAGUUAUCAGAAAUGAGGAAAGAUGGACACCCUUCCAUUUACAGUGGUGAAUUGAGUCCUCAACAAAGAGCUAACCCUGAUCAGUCAGCUGAUUGUAGUCAUUGGUGUCUUCCUGGUUUGCCUGAUACUUGGAAUCAAUUACUCUAUGUUGCUUUAUUCUAUUAAUUAAUUUUGUUAGUUUUAUCACUAGCUAGGUGAUUUACAUAGCUUUAAUUCUCACUGUAUUAUUACUCUUUGCAACUGUGAAGUUAUAUAUAUACUAUAUGAUAAAAACAAAAGUUUCUUUGUUGAUUCUGAUUCA